UGGUGUUUUUAUUUCGCGCAAGCGUACACAUCUGGAAAAGCUGUUCCGGGUAAUUUUCUCUGCAAGUACAAGUUUGUCAACAAACCUCCAAAUACAUUGAGUCUGAUAACUAAAUAAUUGAAGCGGACUGGACGAUCAUUAUUAUUCCUAUCAUAGUGCUUUAUUUUAAAGGCAAGAAAAACAAACUUUUCGUUAUAUAUAGUUGUAAUUAGCGCCAUAGUACCCAGAUAAUUUCACAAUUGCACCCGGCCGCUACACUUUCAUCUAAACAAAAUUACAGUUCAGACAUUACAAUAAAUUAAAAUUACUCAUUCGCACUCACUCUCAAUUCUGUGCAUCUGCUUUGAUGGUUUCACUCGACUUCUAAAUCAUCACAGAAUCAUGACAGAAUCACAUCUUUGACCUCUCUCAGGUUCAGUUGACUUCCACCACCUUUGCCUUUAUUAUAAAGUACAAAACGUGCAACACAACUGUUAUAACAACUUACUAAGUCAAGUUAAGAAGAAACAAGCUUGUGGGGCUGGCAUGAGGAUAACUAAUAAAUAAUAUUUGGUAAUUUACCACUUGAGCGUGGGCCAAGAAAAAAUCAAGCUGUUCCGGUUGGAAGGGCUAUUUAAACAACUAUUCUUAUAUUAUUUUUAAUGACAUUGGUUGUACUUAUUCAUUCCCAUAAUAAUAGACAAUUUUUUUUUUUUAAAAUAGAAAAACUAUAACAAUUUUUUUGAAAUAGAAGAUAAUGUGUGAAUAUGGAACUAUGCAUAGUUCUCCCCCAAGUUGACAAUGAAGUUUUAAAAAAUGCAAUUUCCACGAAAUCGGUUGUGGUACAUGAAUCCACGUAAAUAUGAAGGGGAAAUAUCACCGGCGCUUCUUGUGCAAAACUGUCUUUUCAGUUUACGCUUUCUGAGUAUUCACGUUUUCCACAUUCUGUGUGUGGACAACCGCGUCAUCUGGAUCCAAAAAAAAGUAAUAAUUGUUGUCUCCUUUUCUUCCUGCAUAUCGGUAGCUUGGCAGUAAUAAUUAUUUAAAUGUAUAAGUAUUGUGCCAUAUAACUUUAUAGCCUAUACGAAAGCAAAAAUAUUAACAGACUCCAAUGUAAGAAUAGUUGUUUAAAUAGCCCUUCCAACCGGAACAGCUGGAUUUUUUCUUGGCCGACGCUCAAGUGGUAAAUUACCUAAUAUUUACUAUUAACUGGCUGGGCCUUUGAUUAGAUCCUAGUUUUAAAUGAUUAAUGAGCAUACUGCUUUACAACUAUAAGUUGUUUUGGAAACGAUGCCUAAGGCUAAUAAGUUAAGUGUAAAUAAUAGUGCUUCUUCAAAGUGACUGUCUUGACAUUUGACAAGGUUUAAAGAUAGGGUGACCAAAUUUCCUGUGAAAACGGGAUUGUCCCUUUUUUUCACGAUCCUACUCGGUGUCCCAAAAAAGUCUAUUGGAGCGCCUAAAUGUCCCAUUUUUAAAACCAAACACAUUUUCAAAUCACUAAAACUUCCUAAUUUAUAACUUCACGUAAUAUUUUGGCUAGCUGUGUAGCCGAUGCCAGUAGGGAUUGGGCUCGUGUGAUGGCUGAAAUGUUCCUCCUCCACCACUCUGCCGACACUGCUUAAACGACAGUGUCCCUGCCAUAGAUCUUAAAUAUAUAGUGAAAGACACGAGACUUGAAGUGAAGGUAGAUUUAAAAAGAUUUCUAGGUCUCAAAAUAGUUAAAAUAAGCAUAUUUCAAUAAACAGUUUCCGGCGGAGGCCCCCGGACCCUCCUUUAGCUGAAAGGUAUCCCCCCGCCCAAACCCUCCUUGACCUUGGGUGUGUCCCGUUUUUUCCAGUUCAUGAUUUGGCCACCCUAUUCUAAGAGUCAUUUUUAAUUUAAGAAGCAGUUGAAGACGUUUUUCAGCAGGCCUAUAUUAUGUACUUUAAUGAAAGCCAUGCCAUGUAUAAACAUAAUCUCUGCCUAAGCUAAUGCUAAUGAAAAUUUAUUACUAAUGUUAAUCAUGUUACUAAAUAGUGUUAUAUUAUAUGCUACAAUAGCAUUAAGUAAUGUGUCUGUAGUAAUCAAAAAGGCAAAUAGGAAUCACUAUUCAGCACAGGAUGCAAAUUAUAGUAGAGGCCUUGUCAAUUUUUGUAGUCCUAUGACUUUAGUCCAUAGUAAUUUUUUAUAGAUAGACUAUUUAAGACUAUUUAUAACUUAUUAGUUAGUUUAGAUUUAGGUCUAUAGUAUAGGCUUACACUAUAUAUUUUUAUUUUUGACAUUGAUUGUGUAAUUUAGUUUGUAUUUUACUUUUAAUGAAUGAUAAAUUAAAUAUGUGUAACUAUCAACUAGUACACAAUUAUCACAUUUGAAAUAUUGUAGUCAGAUGCUGUGAAUGUGAAACAUCUUUAACUAAAAUGAUUUUUUCGAUUCUAUCUUUUGAAUCAUGAAAACCAUUUUAAUACCAUAGAUUUAUUAAAACAGGUUCAAGCAUUUUUCAGAGUAAAAGUCAAAGAGAAAAAGAAACUUCAAAUAAAUUUAAAGUACGUUGAUGGCCAUUGAUAUGAUUUUGUAAAAGAAAAGACAGCAAAAAAUUAAAAUACAAGCUUCACCGUUAUUGGUUUCAGGUAUAUUAUAACAUAAGUUUUCCAUUAUUUUUCUUGCACCUUCCUUUAUCUUAUCUAGAUGGAAGAAGGGCUCAUUAUUAUUGUUUCUUUUAGAUUUGUGUCUUAUGUCUUGAAUUUUUCCAAGGGAAACUGGCAGCAAUGCACUCACUCUUAGAUGUUUGCUAUGAUGGAAAUUUUUAACACUUAGUAUAAAUCUUUUGAAACUUUCCAUAGUUGACCCACAGUACGUUCAUCCGCUGUGCUAGAAAGCACGUACCAAUGCACUGUGAAUUGUUACAAUAUCAUGGUUGUUUCUUUGCUAUUUCUCGGUUGAACAUUUUAAGAGCUAUUUUUUAAUUGGACUCUUACAAAGAAGAGUGGUACGUCCAGAGGCGUAGCGAGGGGGGGGGGGCGAUGUCCCCGGGCGCCAGCUAGUUAGUGGCGCAUAAAAUGUGCUUUGAUAUUAUUUUAUUGAUCAAAAUAAUGGGCUUGAGAGUUGAAAAAAAGAAAAAGGGGCGCUUUAAAAUGGAUCUUGUCCCCGGGCGCGAAUCUUGUCCCCGGGCUCCAAACACCCUCGCUACGCCUCUGGGUACGUCAUUGUUUAUGAGCGAAACCAAGGUUUAUUUAUUGUCAUUUGAAGCAUUAUUUUAUAAAUAUUCUUCGCUUUUUUUUCCUUUAUCAAUACUGUUGCUGUGGCCCCCCCCCCCCCUUUCCCAGUUCAUAUUCUAGUUAAAUUGAAGAAAUGAUUUUACAUACAUAAAGUCUAUUGAAUUAUCUUUCAUUUCAUACUAAAUUAGGCUUAUAAAACAAACACUAAUAUUUUUAAUAUUUUUUUUUAAAACAACCUCUCCCUCUUUUUUGUUCUUUUGAUAAAAAAAAAUUUCAUUAAAAAAAUUCUACAUCGAAAGAAUUAAAAAGAAUACAUAAUGGAAUUAAUUUAGGGUCCAAUUAAUUUAAUUUAAUAUUGUCAUAAAAUUUUAAAAAAAUAAUUACAGUCUUUUAAAAAUGUAAUGGCUUAAAUAUAAUAACAAAAAUUUAAUUUCUAUUUUUCUAGGUUAAACAGGACUUUUGAAGCAUAUGAAUGAGUUUAGUCGUCACAAUGCCUGCAAUACUGUUGGAACGCCUUCCACUUCCAAGCCUUCACACCUACAUCUCAUUUUCUGUCCUCAUUCUUGCCCUGGCCUCAUUCUAUGCUCAUCAAACGGUUAACGCAAAACUGAACUUUGACCCCCAAACACAGAUAGAAGAAGAACUAGGUCUGCCACCGGAGCUGGCUAACAUCACGCUUCCAUAUGCACAGGAUCAACAUUUCCUUAAUAUGGUGUAUAUUAUGAGGGUAGAGACUUGGUGUAUAUGGGUAAGUUUAAAUGAAAUAAAAGCUGUUUCCACAAUUAAAUAUCGUUCAACGCACAUCUCACUAAUGAUACGGUAUGAUUUAAUAUAGCCAGUGACAAUGAAAUUAUUUGUUCAAUAAACAUAUCUAGUCUUUGUUAUAAAAUUAGUUACAUUAUUUUCUGGAGAAAAAAAAACAACAUUUGUUCCUCUUCAAAUUUCCAUUUCUUGUGGAUUAAAUAUUUAACUUUAAAAAUCAAAAUGAAAUUUUUUUAAUGCUCUUUUGAAGACUCUGGUCAACAGCUGUUACUGCCUGCUUAUUUUGUUGGGUAAACUAAUACAGAAUGUCAUAUUUGGUGAACUCAGAGUUAGUGAGAAACAGGUAAGAUGUGUACUUUGCCUGGUCUCAGCAAAUUUUAUUAAAACCAACAGGUUUUUAUCAAUAGUUAAUAGUUUUAUCAAUAGUUUAUAGUUUUAUCAAUAUUUAUAGUUUUAAUAGUUAAACACCUUUAGUUGAUUUUUAAUGCAAUUUCAGAAUUUUAUAUGUUUCAAAAUUGACCUUCAUUUUACUAAUGAUAUUUUUCAAAUGAUUUGUUUUAAGAUAAAAAAACAACUUGAUCUCUCUCUCUCUCUCUUUCAGCAUUUAAAAGACAAAUUCUGGAAUUUCAUUUUCUACAAAUUUAUCUUCAUCUUUGGAGUGAUGAACGUGCAGAGCAUGGAUGAGGUUGUUCUGUGGGUUGCUUGGUUCUCAGGGCUGGGAUUCCUCCACCUUCUCACACAGUUGUCAAAAGACAGGUUUGAAUAUGUAAGCGAUACUUUGUCCAAACUUAGCUUAUCUCCACACUCAGAACAUUCAAGCACUAAAAAGGCUUGUAAAAUUUAUUCUGCAUUGUUUCGUACCGUUAUAUGGUUUUGAAAUUUUAUAAGGGUCUGGGAAUUAAGAUACUUUUAAAAAUAAUUGUGCAAAUCUUUUUUUUUUCAAACUUAAGGACAAAUUAGCAGUAAGGACAAAAUGUGAUAAAUCUUUAAAACUUUAUACCAAGCACUUGAUGUAUGCUUUUUGACAGGUGGCUUUAUGUUAUUUAUUCCAGCUGUCUUUCUCGCCUGCCACGCCCCGGUCAGCCCACGUCAAACUGUUGUCAUUGCUGCUCAUCAUCCUGGUCCUGUGUGCAGUGCUGUUAACAGGUUGUGUCUGGGUUGGGAUCAAUAUCAGCUUUACUAUUUUUGCAUUCCUGGCUGCAGAGGUGGGUAAUAGCUUACCAUUAUUGGGUCAGACCUAUUACAGUUUAUAUAGCACAGAUAGUGUCUGGGUCAGCAUCAAUAUCAGCUUUAUUAUUUUUUGCAUUUCUGACUGCCGAGGUGGGUAGUAGAUUGAUUACAAUUAUUUGGCAAUCCCAUUACACUUUGUAUGGCACAUGUAGUAAAUGAGACUUGUAUCCACAUGUACAGGAUAAUAUAGGUUGCAUUUAAAAAUGGCAAAGGCUUCAUAAUUUCAAGAGACAGGAACGAAUGCAGCAAAUACUUUUAUUUCAAAUAUCUAGAUUUUAUUAUAAUAGAUAUAUCAAUAUAUUGAUGUGAACUAAGAAAGGGAUUCUGUACAUCAAAAAUGUGUUGAACUAUUGCCGAUUUAAAUCGAUGCUUUCAGAUGAUAUUAUUGUGGAAUAAAGUUAAUAAACUGUACCGGUACUGACUUUUCAUUAAAAUAUCAAGAAAACUGCUUUGAAAAUAACAUGUUGUUUUUUUUUAAAUGUCUGAAAACUUGAUUAUUUUUUCAACUAUAUUUUUUAACUUUUAAAAAAAUGGUAGUUCCAUUUUUAAAUAUCAUUUAAAAUGAGAUUUUCUUGUUAAUUUUAGUAGUUUUAGAAAAUUAGUGAUAGAGUUGGAAUCACUAUGAUUAUUCACUAAACAACACUGUCAUGUUUUUCUCUUUGCAGAGCCUCUUAUUAAUGCUGAAAUGUUUGUAUGUCGUUGUUAGGUAAGCAUCUAUCGGUAUAAAUAUUUUUGAGCGUUUGAAACUGAAAUAGCUUCAUGCAUUAUAUAAAAAAAGAAAUAAAGCUACUAUACUCUUGAUUUAUAGAAUCUAGCAUAGUGUUACACAGUAUCAUCAUCAAGCUAAGAUUAUCAUUGGUCUUGUUUUGAAAAUUUACACAUAAUAAGCCUCAGAUUUAUUCCUUGUGUUGUUAUUUUAUUUUUGUUCUAAUGGAAAAUGAGAAUCUGAAUUGACUUUGUCUUGAUGAAUAAAGCAAGAAAAUAUGUUUCCCAACUUGUUUUUAGACCUGUGCCUUAUAACUUUUAAUAUGAUAUAUUGAAUAUUCGAGUCAUAGGCUAGGAAUGAACAACUUUAUUAUUAUGAUUUUAAAACCUCUAUUACAUUUAUACAGAUGGUUAUCCUUGUUGCGGUGACCAAUUAAUGUCUUGACAGUCUAAACUUAUUUUGACAGAAUCCCUAAUAGUGUUUUACAUGCUGAAGAUCAAUCUUCAGAUAUGUUCAAAAACUGCAAUAAUUUUGUUACCAGAUAUAUCCUUCAGCUGUGGGACAUGAGCCUAGAAGGUGUUUGGGAAGCUAGGGCCAUAUAUGUGUAUUACACGGAGCUGGUAUUUGAGCUUGUGGCACUCAGUGUUGACUUUGGCCAUCACCUGCAUAUGCUGGUAAGUGUUUCACAUACAUUUCAAUGCAUGUAAAAACCUGCUGCAGAUUUUAUCCUGGACUCACCCAACAUAGUAUUUUUUCUUACUGUGCUGUGUUUAUAAUAAGUGGUCGAAUACAAUAGUCUGACUUACACGAAUUUUCAUGCAAUACUUUUAACUUUAAUAACUAACACAAUUAAACAAUUAGAAAAAAAUAAAAUUAAAAAAAUUAAGCAACCGUUUACUGAUGAAAUUUAUUUUACUUUGUUUUGACUUUAUAAAAUAUUGUGUGGCUUGGUUGAAUGACUUAAGCGGUUAGUUUUGGAAUAAAAAUGGCAUGUAAACAGUGCUUUAUUUUAUAUAGUAAUACUAUAAACUAAUACUUGUAUCUAAAUAUAUUUAAAAAUAUAUCAAGUAAAUGAACUUGGCAAUAGGUGCAAUAUCAGAAAUAAUGCUCAGUUUAUGUUUUUUAUUUACCAACCCUUAAAUAAUUUAGACAAAUAAUUCCAAAAGCAAUAAUUGAAAGAAGAGAGAUUGAAGUAAUAAUAAAAAAAACAUUGACUUUUUAACAGGACUAAGUGAGUAGGUCAAAGGUAUAAUUAAGUUAAAUUGAGUUAAAUAGAUAAGUUAAUAAUUGUAAACUAUGUCAUGUUGAUGCAGCUUUACAUCAAAGUUUUUUGUACAUCCCCAGUUACACGGCAACAUCUUUCUGAGCAUGGCCAGCCUAGUGAUAUGUAUGCAGCUUCGGUUCUUGUUUUAUGAGUUCCAGAGACGCAUAAGGAGACAUAAGAAUUAUUUAAAGGUGGUGAAAGAAAUGGAAUCCAAGUGAGCUUUUUUUUAAAAAAACUAACUUUUCUGUUCUGAACAGGGGUGGGGUGCUGUUAUUGUGUGUUCAAUUUCAUCUUUGAUUAUUAUAAGAGGCAGAUUAGUAUGUUAAGUUUCAUUGUUUAUUUAUCUUCUGUAUAGAUAAAUUAUUGUAUGUGCGUUUGUUUAAAUACUUAUACAGUCUUUGUAAGCAAUAUGGAAAUGUUAUCAUUAUAUAAAAGAAACAAUAAGCGUAAAAAAAAAAUUAGGUUUAAUGCUGGAGGGAUAAGUAGUGGAGUAUUUCUUACUUAAGUAUUGCAAUUACUUAACUGGACGUUCCCAUAAAUAGAAUGAGUAAAAUUUGAAAUCUAAAAUUUUUUAAAUGUUAAAUUUUUCACAGAACUCAGUUUAGGGAUUACAUUUUAAAGGGGGAAAAAAAAAGCAAUGAAAAAAAAAAGAAAUUGACUGACAUACAUUAUAGGCAAUAUCUUAAGACUGACAUACACUAAAGGCAAUCACCUUAGACUGAAAGAUUUUAAAGACUAUCACUUUGGACCGACAUGUUACCAGCAAUCACUUUGGACUGACAUGUUACAGGCAAUCUUUUUGGACUGAUAUGUUACAGGCAAUCACUUUGGACUAACAUAUGUUACAGGCAAUCACUUUGGACUGACAUACGUUACAGGCAAUCACUUUGGACUGAGAGACAUUAUAGGCAAUCACUUUGGACUGACAUAUUACAGACAAUCACUUUGGACUGAUAUACUUUACAGGCAAUCACUUUGAACUAUUAACCUUAAAGAUUUUAUUACAUUUAAAAUAAUAUUUUACAAUUACUCAUAUUCUUUUUACAGGUAAAUGCUAAGAAGUUACAUAAAAAUCAUGCUUAAAUGUUACUUAUUAUUAGGUUCUCCAUGGCUACCCAAGAGGACCUGGAACAGAAUGCUGAUGACUGUGCCAUCUGCUGGGAGAAAAUGGAAUCGGCUCGGAAACUACCCUGUGGUCAUCUCUUUCAUAAGUAAUAAAACAUCUCUUGAUAUAAUUGUGUGCAUGCGUAAACCAAAUUUCAUUAGCAUGGACUUAACGUGCAGUAUGAUUUUCCAUCUUUUAACACCUCAAGGUAUCGAACUAUUUCAACUUCCAGAGUAGUUAAGUUUCUCAUAAAUGUACAUCCUAUUAUUAUAUAGUACAAAUAUUUGAUCAUUCUGAAGCAGGGGUGGCCAACCCAAAUGGCUUCUCAGGCCAAUUUAAUAGCGAGUAAAAUAAAAUGUUCGCAUGCUGCAUGAAUCGGCACCUUAUAUUAAAAUAAACACCCACUAAAUGCUGUAUAGAAAUGUUUAUAUAUUCUUAAUGCACAUGAUGGAAUGCUAAAUAACAAAACAGAAUGAACCUAAACUGAUGUGAAAUCAAGUUAGCUUUUCUCCCACUUAAGUUGUUAAAACGAUUUCUAUGUAAAUUGAAUUAAGAACGAAUAAGUUCAUUUAUAUUAUUUAUAUUAUAUUUAUAAAUUAAGCAUCCACAUUCCACUACUGACGAGGUAGCGGCAUGCGGGUUAGCCACUCCUGCUCUCAAGCAUGUAUUAAACUGAGCAAAUCUCAUCAUCGUAAAUAAAGAUUAAUCUGAAAAUUCUGUGCAGGUGAUAUGUAUAAUUUAUUAAGUUAUGAAAAAAAUUUCAUGUUUUUAAUAUCAGUUCCUGUCUUCGAUCCUGGCUUGAACAAGAUUCUUCAUGCCCAACUUGUCGUACAACUCUGAGUGAAUCCAAUGAAGGCAGAAAUGCUGGACCAACUGGUCCCACUGCUAACAUAGCUGAUGCCAUAGUUGCACCCCCCAAUCCAGCAACAACAAAUCACUUCUUUCUCUUUGAUGGUAGUAUUUUUUUUUCUGCUUGUUUCUGCCAACUUCAGAUUUUUCUUUAUCAUCACCUAUACCAGGAAUGUUAAUUCUACCUUUACACCCCCCCCCCCAAAAAAAAAAAACAACGUUUUAACAAAGUAAUAAACAUCAGUAAGAUUUGUAACCCUGGAAAAUCAUUAUCUAAUUAAUAUAAAAUUAACAAUAUUUUUUUCUAAAUAUAUAAAAUCACAAAGUUGUUUUUGUGCGUAAAAUGUUUUUAAAAAUGUAUCUUUUCAAGAUCAUUAUUUAAAUAUUAUUCAUUUAUAGUAAUUAUAGUGUCUAAUCAUUUGUUUUAUUCUCUCAUUGUUUCUAAUAUUAAAAAAUUUAAUGCAGGAUCUCGUUAUGUGAGCUGGUUGCCUAGCUUUUCUGUUGAAGUGACCCACACAAAUCUCUUACCAGGACAACAAGCACAUGCUACUCAAACAUCCCAGCUGGACAAUAUGGUACAGCAAUACGUUCUAAAGAAAAUUAUUAGCACUAGAACUUUAACUUACAUGGUCUGUAAACAGAAUUGAAUGUAAACUAAAAUAUAAUAUCAUUUUUUUUAAAAAUGAAAAAGAAAAUGAAAUCCCUUUGUUUUGUAUCAGUGAUAGCAUAAAUACAGUGUAUGAAAAGAAAUUAAAUGACACAUUAAAUUUGCAUGUAACCUCACAUUACUUAGAACUGCCAGUCUUCUCUUAUUCGUUUGAUAUGUAAUUAAGCUACAUUUUCUAGGAUGUAAAAUGUAUGCCUAUUUACAGUUAAUGUUGAAAGCUUGUGAAUAUAAAUUUUUUUAUUUUGCGCUCACUUAAAGAAAAUCUGUAUUUCUUAUAUUGAUUUUAUUCAUGCUCCCUACAGGCAAGAGAGGUUCAGGUAGUGUUUCCAAACAUUCCACAGUCUGUUAUCAUGGAAGACCUACGUCAGACACGGUCCGUUGAUCUUACAAUUGACAACAUUUUGGAAGGAAGAGUAACGGCCCCACCUGUGAGCAAAAGAUGUAUUUAUCUUAUGAACUAACUGUCUAAUGUUAUUUAUUUUAUUUUAACAAAUUUAAAUAUGACGUAGGACACAAGGAAAAUUCUUUGUGUGUUGAUUCUCAUCAAAAGGAUGGGGAAAACUUAAGUGAAAUACAUCCUAGUUGUGUCAGAUAACCAUUAAAGUUUGAAUCAAUUUUUUUUGUUAUUCAUCAAUAUGAUGAUGAACUUUUUCAAUUUAAUUACUUAAGAUUUAAUACUAUGUGAGGGUAACUCAGAAACUGACAUAGUAAACUGCAAGUUAUGUUGAUAUUUGAAUGUCUUUAGCUAAUUUAUUUAUAUCACUUCACUUGUUAAGCGAAAGGAAUUGAAAAAUGUGGAAAUGCUGAAUGGCCAGUUUCAGUCCAGAUAUUUAAUGUGAUCUCAAGCUUUCAAUUUCCUGAUGAAUUCACCAUUCACCAAUAUUUUUUUUCAUUUCUUCCAUAGCUCCCUAUUACUGCAGGACACCAGAGGAAUGACAGUCACGGCAGUCUCAGUGGCUCAUCAACUACAUCUGAGGUAAGAAACUUAGAGGAAACUUCAUGUUUUUUCCUGAUCCUACAUACACAAGUUGUUUUGUGCUUUGUGUUAUCUGAUGUGUCAACACUGUUGGAAUAACCUGAUGUAUCAACACUGCUUGAAUGCCUUGGUGAAAUAACCUGAUGUAUCAACUCUGUGUGCCGACACUGUUGGAAUAAACUUAUAUCCAUCUCUUGUACAGGUUUUGUUUGGUACAGAAAUUGAUUCACCAAGACAAGGUAAUCCUCCGCAGACCAACUCACAGUCACUAGAACUGGAUCUAUCCAAAGCUAGGCCACAGCAAACACUGUCAGUAUAAUCUGUGUGGUUCAUUACACUGUCCCUGUUCUGUCAUCAUGUCUAUUUAUUGUUUGGAAGUUUUACUUUUUAUUUAAAAAUUGAUUUACAAAAUAUCUUUCUUGAGCAAUUUUCAACUGGUGUGUCGAAAGAUUUUGAUAUAAAGGAAUUAAGAAUAAAGAUUGAUCUUUUGUGAAAAGUCAGUUAUUUAUGCAUAUUAUCUUAAUACUGUCUUGCCAACUUGGUUUGAGAUUCCUAUUAGUAUUAGCUGGUCAGCUGUGGGCUGUCUUGCCAACUUAGUUUGAGAUUCCAAAUAGUGUGUCUGGUGGGGCCUGUCAUGCUAUCUUAUAAUUAUAAGACUCCAAAUUUCUGAUCUUGUGGGGCCUGUCUUGCCAACUUUAUCUGAGAGUCUAUUUAGUGUGUCUGGUGGGGCCUGUCCUGCCAAAGUAGUUAGAGGUUCCAAAUAGUGUGUCUGGUGGGUCUGCCUUGCCAACUGAGUUUGAGAUUCUAACUAACUGUAUUGCAUAAAAACCUUUUACUACAGUUAGUCAACUAUUUUACUCUGUGAGAAAAUUAUAUUCCAUUUCACUUGUCUAUGAUUGAAAAUCAUGGAAUCAGUAGAUGAAAGUAUAUGCAAUGUCCUUAUAUACACAAAGAAAAACAUUCAUUAUUGUUUGUUAACACAGAGAAAGUGGGCCAUCCAGCACAGGUCCAUCAAGUACAGCUUUAGGCGGUCGAUUUUCAAAGUCAGCCUCUGAGAGAAUGACUAUGCUCGAAAGUAGAAAACAUGUGAUGUUGGAACAAGCAAGAAAGUAAGUUUGAAUACACCCAACUAUUCAUUGUCAUUGUCCAAGGUAAAAAGGUAAAAAAUAAUAUUUGGACAUGGUUGUGUUGUUUCAGUUUCGAAUGUGAUCAAGUGUUUAAAAAAUAAUUGUGCAGGACAAUCUGUAGUACCGUUUUUUUUUUUGUAGCAUCCAUGACAAACCCAAACACAAUUCCACAUUAUUCUUAUUUGCCUUCUAAACUAACACUGGAGCAUAUCCAAUUAACAAUACCUGUCCGCACUUUCUUGCAAUCCUUUCUCAUCAGUUGUACAUUCUCUAAUCGUUAUUAUCUGUUCCAGAAAAUAUCAAGAUAAACAGGAUAAACUUACAUCUGCCAGCAUCUCAUCAAUAGAUAAUGAAUUAGAGUGGGACUCCAACCUCUCAGAUGACGCUGAUAGAUCCCUGGAUUCUGAAAGCUCUUCUGUCAGUAAGGACAACGUUUUGGAAAUGGAUGACGAGCAGGCUAAAAGAAGAGCCCUCCUUCUCAAAGCCACCCAGCGUCGGCUAGGGUCACAGAUAGACUGAAUCAUAUAUUCAACAAAGCCAACUCUAGUCCAGAUUAAUAAUCGUAAUCAUUGCUCUUAAAGUCAAGGGAUGUCGAUACAGGAAAAAGUGGUUGUUGCUCAUCAAGCUCAGCCUGGCAAAUUGAUCCUUUGCUGAUUUUCGUGCAUUGAAAGAUGAGCUUUUAAAAAGCAACAAAACAAAAAAUGAAUGAGAAAAAUUGUUAUGGUACCGGGUAUGAGAAAUUAUUUUAAUUAAACAAACAGGCUACAUAAAAUAGCUGCUUUAUUAUGUGGAAUUUAUUGAUGGGUCAUGUAUAGUUGAAUAAACAUGAAUAACAUCAAAGAGUAAACACGAAUCACACCUAAGAAAAACAUGAAUCACAUUAAACUACUGGUAUUUCUUUUGUCAAGGUUUGUCAAAUAUUUAUCACAUUUUUUGUUUGUUUGUUUAUUUAGUCAAGAUAUUAUAAAGCAAGUUUCAAAAACACAGUUUAACACUUUGGUCUUAACAGCAGGUCUGAUAUUAAAUAUUGUUAAAAUUAUAAGGGCAGUUAACUAGCAGUUUUUUUUUGUUUCAUGUAAUCCAAGGUAAAUAAAUGCUAUAAAACAGAAAUAUUACCUGAGCUAGGUUACAGGAUGAGACACGCUGAAAAAACAACUGCUAACUAGACAGCCAAUGGAUUAUAGCAGUCAUUGGAGAAUGGUGGCCUCAUGAUUGAUAGACUACUUAACCUUUACAAAGAUUUGUCUGCUAAACACAUAACCACUUGAUGCGUUGAUGGUCAAGCUAGUGAAGGACCUGUAUAGCCUGGUCUUAAUUGUCCUGUCUAGUAAAUGACCAAGAUAGUAUGGGGUGUUAGUUGAUGACCUGGCUAGUGAAUGACCGAGAGAGUUUGUGGUGUAGUCUGAGGUGAUAGUUGAUGGCCUGGCUAGUGAAUCACCGAGUGAGUUUGUGGUGUAGUCUGAGGUGUUAGUUGAUGGCCUGGCUAGUGAAUCACCGAAUGAGUUUGUGGUGUAGUCUGAGGUGUUAGGUGAUGGUCUGGUGAUUGAAUGACCAGGAGAGUUUGUGGUGUAGUCUGAGGUGUUAGUUGAUGGCCUGACUAGUGAAUGACCAGGAGAGUUUGUGGUGUAAAGGAAAAGUCAGUUGUAAAAGGUGUGUUUAUUUUUAAACUUAUCUCUCAUUUCUUUCUCUAAUAAAUAAUUGAAAACUGAAUCCAUUUUCUUUCCAACAUGCUUGUUAAAAUGUUCUGUGAUCUUGAAUUAUUUUUUUUUCUCCAAUUCUCUGAUGGAAUUUAACACCAAAAUUUAUUCUUCCUAUUAUAUUAUAUACUUCCAUUAAAAAUUGCUCAUGAUUUUACAUGUUUGUUAUCCCAUUGGUUACGCAAAAUUUUAUUUUCAUAAAGACCCCAGUCUUUAAGUAGACGCAGGCUGACCUAUGCUGUACUCACUUAAUGUAAACAAAUAGUUGCCGUUUCACUCAUGCCUAUUUCAAAGUAUUUUAAUCUCAAUGUUAUAGGCCCGAGUGAAACUGGUUGUGUUGUGGCUUCGACACUGAUCAAUUUAAGCUUACAUGUUACCUGAUGUGUACAUUCAAGGGAUGAAAUGAAGAGACACACCAGUAAUCCUUAUUUAAAGUAUUCACGGAUAACAACGCUUUUUUGGAUUCACUCAUCUUUUCCGACGAUGUUUGCAUGACCUACUAUUUGACUUUAUGUUAAAAUACAAAUUGUUUUGUGAUUUAUUAAUUAAUUGGCAACAGGAUUUGUUACUGUCUUCGGUCACAGGAAAUGUAAUGAUACAUUUCUUUAAAAAAUUUCGUUAUCUGUUUGUCACUCUAACAAAACGUGCAAUCUGUUUGUUUUUUUUUGUUAGACUGAUAUGUGCAUCUCUGUUACAAUGAAGAUUGUAACUAAUUUCAUAUAAAAAUUAAUUGGUAGCCCCUACAGUAGAGAGUAACUUUAUUUAAAGUUGGACAUUUUUUAAAAAAUGUUAUUACAGGUAUAAUUUUUUUUUAAAGGACUAUAUUUAUAGACUAUACAGGUAUAGAGUCAAUAACCUACUAGUAUAGUCCUUUUUUUUUUAAAUUCUUUUUUUAACAAGUAUUUAGUUUCACAUUUUUAAGCGUUUACCAUAUUUUUUAGAAGUUGAUAGAUGCAUCAACUUUCAGUUACUUUAGAUUUUUAUGUAAAUAUCAUUUAAACUUAAACAAAAAUAAAUAUUCUUAAAAUAGAAUUAAAAAGAAAAAAAAAUAUUAAAAAAUAAAUUCUUAUGUUUAUGGUUUGAUUGUAUUUCAUUGCAAUAAUUGUGUGUACAGCUGCUUGGGUAGUCGAGCCAUGGAAUGGAAAAUUAUAUCUGCUUAUGUCAGUUUACUUUAUCACUUAGUCUGUGGUGACAUCAUCAGUCUUUGAGGGCCACAUGGCGAUGUUUGAGGAACCACUCCAAAACUUGAUUUUUUACAUACAAGUACAUGAAUUGCAUAUGAUGAUUACAUUUCUUUCAUUGGUGCACAUUGUACAUCAUCUCAUACAUACAUGGAAAAUAAUUUGUUGGUCAUUAUUUGUACCCCUAUACUAAAUUUGAUACACCCUUAACGUUGAAGUUUUAUAUUCCUCUUUUUGAAGGCACAAAGACUGUUGCAACAUUUUUCUUUUCAAACUGCUGGCUCUUUGAUGAGUGUGGUACCUGAUCAGUGUUGUUGUUCUUGAUUCUCAAUAUUUUGUGAGAUUUCUCCUUCUAUGUUAUUUCAGCUGUUUCAGACAAAAAGCGAUGUCACUUGUCCUCAUAGACUUAUUCAUUUUUACAUGAAACUCAUGAAAUAGUAAAAAAGGAAAAAAAAAUUAGACCUCUCAUUUACAGUAGAAGAGAUUGGGUCCAACAACAUAAAUGUGAUUAAAGAAAAAGAAAAAAAUAUUUGGGAAUUUAACUGCCAAGCGACAUUGUUAAAGUUUUUAUAAAGGCUUUAUCGAAACAUUUUGAUUUUUCAAAUAAUUAACUUAGAUAGAAUUAAGAAUGCAUACAAAAAUUUUUUAUGAAUUAAAAUGUUGGAGCUAACAAAAUCUGACUUUGCAAUUGCUGAUACUGUAUCAUUCAAUGUCACAAUUUUUUUAGCACUUAAGUUGUCAGUCAAUGUCAUCAUAUUUUUUAACUGCUGUCAGCAUCUCCCUUACAUUCUCACAACAUGUUAAUAGUUGUUUUUAUAUGUCUACAAAAACAUUCUUGGGUUGGUGUUGUUUUUUUUUUUCAAUGCGAGAAUAAACGUACUUUUUUAAAAAAUUUGUCUGCUCUGAAUGUCAUGACAUUUUAUGACCAAACUCUGCAUAAUAAUAAGCUUGAGAAGUCUAGCAGAAGCAUUCAUUCCAGGAACAGAGGCAAGCCAGUUACUGGAAGUCUCAUGUCAUGUGAUAUAUUCUGUUUCAGUUGAGGUGCUUAUGUUCUCUAACAACUGAAGUUGUUAACUCUUCCAACAAUUGUAAUUACAUAAUUUUGAAAAAGUUUCAAUAAGUUAAUUUUUUUUUUUAACUAGGUAAAAGUAAAAUUUGCCAUUUAUACUUUGUGGUAUACAGUUUCCUUUUUUUUUCCCUCUCCCCAUUGGCAACUCAAUACUUUUUCCCUUUCCCCAUUGGUAAAUUUUCCCUUUCCCCAUUGGCAAACUCAAUACAUUUUCCCUCUCUCCCAUUGGCAACUUAAUACAUUCUCUUUCCCCAGUGGCAUCUCUAUAAAUUAUCCCUUUCCAAAUAGGCAAAUUUUCCCUAUUGGCAACUCAAUACAUUUUACCUUUCCCCAUUGGCAAAUUUUCCCUUUCCCUAAUGGCAACUCAAUACAUUUUCCCUUUCCCCAUGGGCAAAUUUUACCUUUCCCCAUUGGCACCUCUAUACAUUUUCUCUUUCCCCAUUGGCAAAUUUUACCUUUCCCUACUGGCAACUCAAUACAUUUUCCCUUUCCCCAUUGGCAAAUUUUCCCUUUCCCUAAUGGCAACUCAAUACAUUUUCCCUUUCCCCAUUGGUAACUCAAUACAUUUUCCCUCUCGCCCAUUGGCAACUUAAUACAUUUUCCCUCUUCCGAUUGGCACCUCAAUACAUUUUCCCUUUCCCCUUUGGCACCUCUAUACAUUUUCCCUUUCCCCAUUGGCAACUCAAAACAUUUUCCCUCUUCUGAUCGGUAUCUCUAUAACUGUUUCCCUCUCCCGAUUUUCUUUUCAGAUAACCCAUUGCUUCAUAUGAAUGUGCUUACUUCACCUCCUUACCUAAUUGUUUGAGGGUUUUUUAGUCAUCCUAUCUAACACUAACUCAUGGCCUACCUAACACCAACCUAUGGCCUAUCUAACACCAACCUAUGACCUUUUGAUGAGAACCUUUUGAACACUAUAUUCUAUCAUUGUUGCUUUUUUUUUAAAUUUCUAGGGGGAGCAGUGAUUAAAAUUUUUUUUAAAAUAGAGAUUUCCUUAUUUUUCUGAAUUUCUUGUCUUUUUUUUAAAUUUAUAUCUGGUAAUAGAAAAUGUGUAAAACAAUCUGGGGAAUUAAGUGUAACAUCAAAACUAAAACAGUUCAGUAAGCAUUGCUAUAAUGACUGAUUUCAAUUAUAACGGCAACUGAUAAAAUUUCUACCAUUCUUAAAAUCAUGCAUACAAAUUCAUCUAUUAAUCUGACAAAACUCUUCAUCCCUCUGGUUGUAGGUAAUUUAUUAAUGGCCCCUUUUUACAGUUUUUCAUUAGGCCUUCAUGCUCUUUGUCAACUUGCACAAACUUAACAUUGUUGCCAGAUUUUGACAUCAAAGCAAACGAGAACUUUACACAAAAAAAAUUCUAUAAUUGAUGACACAUUUUUAAUGCAUCUCAACCCCUACUCCUUAAACUAACCCAAAGGGAAGUGCACCUGUUUCACGCAGAAAAGCUUAAGACUCCAAAUAAAUCCCUUGAAAAAUAAGCAAAUUAUGUAACUGAUCUAUUGAAAAUUGAGGGUUAGAAAAAUAUUUUAUUUACGAGCAGGAGCAUUGAGAUUUGAUUUCACCCUAACUUGAACUUGGCCAUGACGAUAUGAACCUUCUUGGAACAAAUGUUUUUUGGUUUUUUUUUUAAAUGUAGCCUAACUAUUUUAUACUAGUAGACACCCUAAAGAAGGUAAAAUAAUAGAAUUUAAUGGUUAAGUUGUUUUAUGCCAUGAUGCUGCUUGUCUAUUUGGUCUAUCUGAUUCACUGUGUCAGGUACCCGGUACUCCAUGUACUUAGGUGUACAGUAGGCUAUGUGGUUUUUUUUUAUACAUGCAUGUCACUGUGUACAUGAACACAUUUUAAUUAUGAUUUGGUCUCUGUGCACACAAUUUUAAAAUUGACCCUAUGAUUGCUUAUUAAUUUUAAUGUUCGAUUUUAAUACAAACAUAUUCAAAGACUGGUGUGAGAAAUGAUCACGUUUUCAAGAUAUGUGAUUUAUUCAAAAUGAAAUUGGAAAUGAUUCCAUAAUGACUGUUAUGAUAUAAAUAAACAUUUACUGAAUGAGGA
Lymnaea stagnalis (great pond snail) is the source of this 17849-nucleotide messenger RNA. Lineage: Eukaryota; Metazoa; Mollusca; Gastropoda; Lymnaeidae. The record is from the annotation of a GenBank genome assembly.